Messenger RNA from Anthostomella pinea, 3363 nucleotides. NCBI's taxonomy places the organism in Eukaryota, Fungi, Ascomycota, Sordariomycetes, Xylariales, Xylariaceae. The record is from the annotation of a GenBank genome assembly.
AUGCCAUCCAAGAAGGCAGAUGUCACCCACGGCCUUCCGCUGAGGCCGAAGCCGUCAAUCUCUUCGUCGAACCUGCCGCCACAUUCCAGCUCGGUACCCUCGACUCCCCACCAGCACGCUCGCAAGUUCUCUUUCGAGUCCAGAGACCACUCACCGAAUGCGAAUCAAAGCCACUCUCCUCGCUCCGCAUACUCCGAAACCAACUCCGCCGUCCCUUCUCUAAGACCCUUGCCAUCGCGCCAUGGUGGUUGCAAAUACGAGACAGCACUCAAAUUCUCCCGCCGAAGGAUACCGUAUAGCAUUGGCAUCGACCCGUUGGAAAAGACGGAUUUGAAGACCAUCAAGAACAAGCUGUCCGAAGAUGACGAACGCAAGCUUACUACAGACAUGCGCGAACUGUACGACCGGUUACAGCCGACUGAAGCGGUAGAAGCCAAGCGGCAAAAAUUAGUACAAAAGUUGGAAAAGCUGCUCAACACCACCUGGCCUGGUCACGACAUUCGCGUACAUCUGUUCGGGUCCUCGGGAAAUCUAUUAUGCUCGGAUGAUUCUGACGUGGAUAUCUGCAUUAAGACUGCUUGGAAGGAGCUUGAAGGCGUCUGCAUGCUGGCAGAUUUACUGGCCAAACAUGGAAUGGAAAAGGUCGUCUGUGUAUCUUCGGCCAAAGUCCCCAUCGUCAAGAUUUGGGAUCCAGAGCUCGAGCUCAGUUGUGACAUGAACGUCAACAACACUUUAGCGUUGGAGAACACUCGAAUGAUCAAGACGUAUGUGGAACUCGACGAGCGAGUGCGACCGUUGGCGAUGAUCGUCAAGUAUUGGACACGGAGGAGGGUUGUCAAUGAUGCUGCAUUUGGUGGAACACUGAGUUCAUACACUUGGAUAUGUAUGAUCAUAGCAUUUCUCCAGUUACGACAGCCCCCUGUUCUGCCGGCGCUGCACCAACGUCCUCACCAGAAGGUCACCCGGAAGACCGGCGAGAUUGCAGCGUUUGCCGAUGAUGUCGACAAGCUGAGGGGGUUUGGAAGCAAGAACAAGUCCACUCUGGGCGAGCUACUUUUUCAGUUCUUCCGAUUCUACGCUCACGAAUUCGAUUACAGUAUGUACGUGCUGUCCGUCCGGUCGGGUAAGACGAUUACCAAAACGGAGAAGAAGUGGCAAUUCGCUCAGAACAACCAGCUUUGCGUCGAAGAGCCGUUCAAUACCAUGCGCAAUCUUGGCAACACAGCCGACGAUACGGCUUUCCGUGGCGUUCACCUCGAACUUCGGCGUGCCUUCGACCUCAUCGCCCAGGGCAAGUUGGACGACUGCUGCGAGCAGUACAUAUUUCCCAAGGAGGAGGAGAGGAUAUUCCAGAAGCAGCCACCUGUGUCACGGCCAGUACCAGUACGAAGCGCUUCGCAACACCAAAAUAAUCGUGGCGGCCGUGGUGGAGCGUUUCGGGGUGGCAAUCGACAUUCUGGCCAAAACCGGAAUAACACUGGCAACAACAACAGCAAUAACCGCAGGGCAUCAUCAGUCGCAACGUACGACAACAACGCAAAUGCGAUGUAUGCCCCUUAUGCGAUGCCAUAUGGACCUCAGGACGCUGCCGCCAUGUACAUGCCGUCGUCUUCAGACGUUGUUGCACAGACACUCUCUGCGUUGCAAUUUCAGGAAAACAACCUGAGGUUUCUGCAGUACACGCAGUCGCAGCACUUUGCACAACAGCAGGCUCUACAUAAUGCUAACAUGCAGGGCAACGUUCCUCAGUCGCAGUCGUCAACAGAGCGCUCUAGGACGAACUCUUUUGACACUCCUAUGAGUGCGCCCCUUCGACCGGAAAUGCGGCCAGACAUGUAUUACUAUCCAGUGCACAUGCAGCAAGCCCAAGCAUACUAUGCGCAACAGGGCGUGUUUCCGACGUAUCCCCCUACAACCUCGAACAACCAGACUGCCGAGUAUCGACGAGGUUCACAGCGGUCCACAGCAAGUGAUACUGCGUCGUUAUCUGGAAGUACCCUUAGAUCACAAUCCCAACCAGCGUCGCGACCUGUCAAUGGCAUGCCAAAAGCUCAGAGCUUUGCAACCACUGGUCAAGUGCCGAAUGGAUUCGCUAGUAUUCCCGCCCGGCACAUAAACGGAAUCCCUAUCCCCAGUUUCAUCCCGGAUGAAGGCAACGAUUACGAACAAGAAGACUCAUUGACAAGCUCACCGCCUCAAGAGGAGAGGAGUAAUGGUUACUAUACUAGCCCGUCCAGUCCACAGCGAGUAACAAAUGCCUCGACCAACGGUAUGCCCGCUUUCGGUGACAUAGGUCCCCAGGCAUCGGCGCCGAGCCGGCGGCUCUCGUCUGAUCAAUUCCCCCAAUCUGUCCUCGAUAGGAUUCAGCACAAGUCACGAUCCCCUUCGCCUUUGGGCCAUAAUCGAGCCUUUUCUGUUGGCAGAAGCUCGGUUCCAGCUCCAGUUGUUGUGACGUCUUCUCCUGGCGCACCGGCUCGAGAGACAGCCCCUGUAGUUGUCAACGGCUCUGUAUCAAAACCUCCAAACGGUAGCAUUCCUCGCCAGGCUUGGCGUGGUGAAUCCACGACGACGGAAUACGCAGGGCAUGAAGGUAUGCUCUACAUCAACCAGUAUUCUUCGUCGAGUUCUUCCGGGAUGUCAUCAUCUCCUGAGCAGUCGCCUGUGUCUCAGAAGACCAACUCGCCAGUUGUGGUGAACGGCUCUACAAACUCGCCGGCGUUGGGAAACCCGCAAUCAAGCGGCGGCCCUCACUUCACUAUUGAUGCUGUAAAUGUCAACCCAACCGGGCUCGUCAAUACCAUCAUUUUCCCAACGACAAAUGGCUCUUUGGGUAACAAGGAAGUUGCGCCGAUGUCGCCGGCAGCACCACCACCACAGCGAGUUCCGCGCGGCUUGCAGAGUGCGCUCAUUGCACAACUAGACCUCGCCACGGAAAACCGCAUACAGGCAAAUGAACUACAGCACUUGUCGCCAGUCUACGAGGCCAACACUCCAUCCCCGAAUGUAACGAGGAAAUUGGAGCUGCCACUGAAUCAGAAUUCUACCUUUGCGUCGACUGCAGGGUACAGCAACCAAUUUGAAGCCAAGUCGGAUACGGCUAAAGGCAAGCAGAAAACGCCAGCCGAGGCUUCGCUGCACAAGUUUGACGUACCAACGCAUUCGAAUACGAGGGUGAAUGGUAUCCAAAAAGAGAAUGGUCACGUGCGAGGUGCGAAGAGUGAAAGCGACAAUGCCGGUACCAUUGGGACAUGGCAAAGGGCCCAACGGGGCAGAAAGAAGGCCACUGAGCCAAAUGGUCGAAGCGGAGUUUCCUCGCAAAGAGAGCAGCCGCCGAAGGAUGAAUCGGAGAGAAAAGGAGGCUGA